Messenger RNA from Manihot esculenta (cassava), 1962 nucleotides. Its product is annotated as NADPH-dependent aldehyde reductase 1, chloroplastic. The coding region runs from base 911 to 1792 and encodes 293 amino acids. Gene Ontology annotation, molecular function: oxidoreductase activity. The transcript has 4 exons. Lineage: Eukaryota; Viridiplantae; Streptophyta; Magnoliopsida; Malpighiales; Euphorbiaceae. The record is from RefSeq and is a predicted model, not a curated record.
UGAGUGUGGUUUCUGUCUUUUGGGUUCGUGUUUUUGGAAGGUCUCUUAGUGCUGCAUUUGGCAAUAAACACUUUCAUAGGCUUAAUAAAGUCGCGGGCUCUGCUGCGUCCCUUUCCCUGUGCGAGCUUUUUUGGGUGUUACUGAUUUAAAUUUCAAGCUUUCUUUUCAUGCUGUUUUGGUUUGAUUGGUUGUCGUGGUUGAGGUUGAGAUAUGAUUUCCUAGAUUGCGUUUGAUUUUAUUUAAUAAACAGAUGUAUGUUUUACUUUCUGCAGUGGCGUGGAAUGUUCUUGAUGUGCUAUAUUAUUUUUUUUUCCGGUGAUGAUGGCCGUGAGAGACGAUGGACGAUGCUUGGAUUUGGAGUCGGUGACAAACGGUAUGGCAGUCGGGUUUGAGUUUGUUAGGGAUCGAGUAGGGUGUAUUAGUAUGAUUUUGGAUUGGUGGUUGGGCUUGAUUUCUUUGGCUGUUCACCUGGCUCGCUAGAUUUUUAAUGCAAAUCCAGUUUGCAUAUUAAAAAAAAAAAUAACGGAUAUAUACGGACGACGAGACAUCCAUCCGGAGGAAGCUAGAAGCCGCCAGCUGACAUACGGUUUCCCUCUCAAUGAACUGGCGUUAUCCACCGAAGUGUCAUUGUUUCCGCUUCAAUUAACACAUGUUCUCUCGUCCUGCCUCGUAGUCCUACGUGUCAUCACCCUUACUCGCUAUAAAUUUGCCUCUUCACAGCUCUACUUUCUCCGCGCUCUGAUAUUUGUUCUGUAUCGUGCUCUUCCGAUUGGUUUAAUCGUCCAGGUCAUUGACCCCUGCCUUUUCUUCCCAGUCUUCAAUCAAAACCCAUCUCAGAACUCACCGGAAAACUCAGUUUCCGGUAAUAUUUGUUGCUGUCAAGAGACCAACUUCUGCUGUGUCUGCGAGAAUGGCUUCCGGUGGUCAGCAAUUUCCUCCUCAAACGCAAGAGAAGCAGCCUGGGAAAGAGCAUGUCAUGGACCCUCUUCCUCAGUAUAUUAGCCCCGAUUACAAGCCCUCCAAUAAGCUUCGGGGAAAGGUUGCACUGGUGACUGGUGGCGACUCUGGAAUAGGACGAGCUGUGUGCUAUAGCUUUGCACUUGAAGGUGCAACUGUGGCUUUCACGUAUGUGAAGUCUCAAGAAGACAAGGAUGCUCAAGAUACUCUCCAGAUACUGAAGAAGGAUAAGUCCGCAGAUGCCAAGGAUCCUAUGGCGAUACCUGCAGAUCUUGGGUUUGAUGAGAACUGCAAGAAAGUUGUUGAUGAGGUGGUAAAUGCAUAUGGCCGGAUUGAUAUUCUGGUUAACAAUGCAGCCGAGCAACAUAAAUCUACGUCGGUGGAGGACAUUGAUGAGGAGAGGCUCGAGCGGGUGUUUAGAACCAAUUUCUUCUCUUACUUUUUCAUGACUAGCCGGUGUCUGAGGCACAUGAAAGAGGGUAGCUCUAUAAUCAACACGACGUCAGUGAAUGCAUACAAGGGAAAUCCUGCGCUGCUGGACUACACAUCAACAAAAGGAGCAAUAGUUGCUUUCACAAGAGGACUUUCACUGCAGCUUGUGAGCAGAGGGAUACGAGUCAAUGGCGUUGCCCCUGGACCCAUCUGGACUCCAUUAAUACCGGCUUCAAUGAGCGAAGAGGAGGUGGCUAACUUUGGGAAAGAGGUGCCAAUGAAAAGAGCUGGCCAGCCAAGUGAGGUUGCACCUUGCUUUGUGUUCCUUGCUUGUGAACACUGCUCUUCUUACAUCACAGGCCAAGUACUUCAUCCUAAUGGAGGCGUGAUCGUGAAUGGCUAAUGAGAACCUGUCAACAAAUUAACAUAACUUUUUGUAGUUUGAAGAAGAUGCAGAAAUCAAUAAACUUGUCUCUGUAGGGCUUGAGGCCCUUCCGUGUGAAGCUAAGUGAAUCUCUGUGUGGUGUUUUGUUAUAUAUAUCAGUUGUGGGCGUUGUAAGUGUAAUGUUCAUA